AAGAAAGAGGGUGGAGUGAGGGGCGCUGAGGAGAGACUUAGAAGCGCUGCUUACACACCCUUGUCCCCAAACCUGCGCAGGAAAGAUGUCCUUCGAGGGAGCCCGCCUCAGCAUGCGCAACAGGAGGAACGGCGCGCUGGGCAGCACGCGGACGCUGUACUCCAGCGUGUCUCGGAGCACCGACGUGUCCUACAGCGACAGCGACUUGGUGAAUUUUAUUCAAGCAAAUUUUAAGAAACGAGAAUGUGUCUUCUUUACCAAAGAUUCCAAGGCCACGGAAAACCUGUGCAAGUGUGGCUACGCCCAGAGCCAGCACAUGGAAGGCACCCAGGUCAACGACACCGAGAAGUGGAAUUACAAAAAGCACACCAAGGAGCUCCCCACCGACGCCUUCGGGGAUAUUCAGUUCGAGACGCUGGGGAAGAAAGGGAAGUACAUCCGUCUGUCCUGCGACACGGACGCGGAAAUCCUCUACGAGCUGCUGACCCAGCACUGGCACCUGAAAACUCCCAACCUGGUCAUUUCUGUGACCGGUGGGGCCAAAAACUUCGCCCUGAAGCCGCGCAUGCGCAAGAUCUUCAGCCGGCUGAUUUACAUCGCGCAGUCCAAAGGCGCCUGGAUUCUCACAGGAGGCACCCAUUAUGGCCUGAUGAAGUACAUCGGGGAGGUGGUGAGGGACAACACCAUCAGCAGGAACUCCGAAGAGAACAUCGUGGCCAUUGGCAUAGCGGCUUGGGGCAUGGUCUCCAACCGGGACACCCUCGUCAGGAGCUGUGAAGCUGAGGGAUAUUUUUCAGCUCAAUACAUUAUGGAUGACUUUACGAGGGACCCUCUGUAUAUCCUGGACAACAAUCACACUCACUUGCUGCUUGUGGACAAUGGGUGUCACGGACACCCCACCAUUGAAGCCAAGCUCCGCAAUCAGCUGGAGAAGUACAUCUCUGAGCGCACGAGUCCAGAUUCCAACUAUGGUGGUAAAAUCCCCAUUGUGUGUUUUGCCCAAGGAGGUGGAAGAGAAACUUUGAAAGCUAUCAACACCGCUGUCAAAAGUAAGAUUCCUUGUGUGGUGGUGGAAGGCUCGGGGCAGAUUGCAGACGUGAUUGCCAGCCUGGUGGAGCUGGAGGACGCCUUGACAUCUUCUAUGGUCAAGGAGAAGCUGGUACGCUUUCUACCCCGCACAGUGUCCCGGCUGCCUGAGGAGGAGAUCGAAAGCUGGAUCAAAGGGCUCAAAGAAAUCCUUGAAAGUUCACACCUACUAACAGUUAUUAAGAUGGAGGAAGCCGGGGAUGAAAUCGUGAGCAAUGCCAUUUCCUUCGCUCUGUACAAAGCCUUCAGCACCAAUGAGCAAGACAAGGACAACUGGAACGGGCAGCUGAAGCUCCUGCUGGAGUGGAACCAGCUGGACCUCGCCAGCGAUGAGAUCUUCACCAACGACCGGCGCUGGGAGUCUGCAGACCUUCAAGAAGUCAUGUUCACGGCUCUCAUAAAGGACAGACCCAAGUUUGUUCGCCUCUUCCUGGAGAAUGGCUUGAACCUGCAGAAGUUUCUCACAGACGACGUCCUCUCUGAGCUCUUCUCCAACCACUUCAGCACCCUCGUGUAUCGGAACUUGCAGAUCGCCAAGAAUUCCUAUAACGAUGCCCUUCUCACGUUCGUCUGGAAGCUGGUUGCAAACUUCCGAAGAAGUUUCUGGAAGGAAGAGAGAAGUAGCAGGGACGACCUGGAUGUGGAAAUCCAUGACGCGUCUUCCAUCACCCGGCACCCGCUGCAGGCGCUCUUCAUCUGGGCCAUACUUCAGAACAAGAAGGAGCUCUCGAAAGUCAUUUGGGAGCAGACCAGGGGCUGUACUCUGGCCGCGCUGGGAGCUAGCAAGCUUCUGAAGACUCUGGCCAAAGUGAAGAACGACAUCAAUGCUGCAGGCGAGUCCGACGAACUGGCCAACGAGUAUGAGACUCGUGCAGUUGAGCUGUUCACAGAGUGCUACAGCAGUGAUGAAGACUUGGCAGAACAGCUGCUUGUCUACUCCUGUGAAGCCUGGGGUGGGAGCAACUGCUUGGAGCUGGCAGUGGAGGCCACAGACCAACACUUCAUUGCCCAGCCUGGGGUCCAGAAUUUUCUUUCCAAGCAAUGGUAUGGAGAGAUUUCCCGGGACACCAAGAACUGGAAAAUUAUCCUGUGUCUGUUUAUCAUCCCCCUAGUGGGCUGUGGCUUUGUAUCAUUUAGGAAGAAGCCUAUUGACAAGCACAAGAAGCUGCUUUGGUACUAUGUGGCCUUCUUCACCUCCCCCUUCGUGGUCUUCUCCUGGAACGUGGUCUUCUACAUCGCCUUCCUCCUGCUGUUUGCCUAUGUGCUGCUCAUGGACUUCCACUCGGUCCCACACACCCCGGAGCUGGUCCUCUAUGCGCUGGUCUUCGUCCUGUUCUGUGAUGAAGUAAGACAGUGGUACAUGAACGGGGUGAACUACUUCACCGACCUGUGGAACGUGAUGGACACGCUGGGGCUCUUUUACUUCAUAGCGGGAAUUGUGUUUCGGCUCCACUCUUCCAACAAAAGUUCUUUGUAUUGUGGGCGAGUCAUUUUCUGCCUGGAUUACAUCAUAUUCACUCUAAGGCUGAUCCACAUUUUCACUGUAAGCAGAAAUUUAGGACCCAAGAUUAUAAUGUUGCAGAGGAUGCUGAUCGACGUGUUCUUCUUCCUGUUCCUCUUCGCGGUGUGGAUGGUGGCCUUUGGGGUGGCCAGGCAAGGGAUCCUGAGACAGAACGAGCAGCGCUGGAGGUGGAUCUUCCGCUCCGUCAUCUACGAGCCCUACCUGGCCAUGUUCGGCCAGGUGCCCAGUGAUGUGGACGGUACCACGUACAACUUUGCUCACUGCACCUUCACGGGCAACGAGUCGAAGCCCUUGUGCGUGGAGCUGGACGAGCACAACCUGCCACGGUUCCCGGAGUGGGUGACCAUCCCACUGGUGUGCAUCUAUAUGCUCUCCACCAACAUCCUUCUGGUCAACCUGCUGGUCGCCAUGUUUGGCUACACAGUGGGGACUGUCCAGGAGAACAAUGACCAGGUCUGGAAGUUCCAGAGGUACUUCCUGGUGCAGGAGUACUGCAGCCGCCUCAACAUCCCGUUCCCCUUUGUGGUCUUCGCUUACUUCUACAUGGUGGUGAAGAAGUUCUUCAAAUGUUGCUGCAAGGAGAAAAACACAGAACCUUCUGUCUGCUGUUUCCGAAAUGAGGACAAUGAGACUUUGGCGUGGGAAGGUGUCAUGAAGGAAAAUUACCUUGUCAAGAUCAACACGAAAUCCAACGACCACUCAGAAGAAAUGAGGCAUCGGUUUAGACAACUGGAUACCAAGCUUAAUGAUCUGAAGUGUCUCCUGAAGGAGAUUGCUGCUAAAAUCAAAUAAAAUGACAUGAACUGUCAUGAAAAGAAAAUCUAAUUAUAGCAAGGUGAUGUCAGCUGUCUGAAUCAAAACGUUUAAGCAAGGCUGAAGAACAAUUUUGCUAUCGACCACUGAAGGAGAAUUUUUCAGCUUCCUGGGUGCACUGUGGAUGGCUUUUGGUUUCCCUCAGUGCGCCCACAUCUGAGAACAAAGUGUGUGACUGAUUUCACACUUGCAAGGGUUAGAAAGGAAGAGCAUUCCCACCACUUGCUUCCGUGGAGGAGGCACCUGUGACCAUCUGUGGCUGGUGCUCCGUUCUGGUGUUGGAGUGUUUAAGUCUUUCUCUCAUCCUCCUUCUCCCUUAGUUAUCUUAUUUUAACAUGUGCAUCAACAGAGCAUUUUAUUUUUACAAAAAAGACCCUAGUCUUGCUUUUACUCUGGCAUUAUUUUGCUCAUUCCUAGUUGAUUCUCUAUUUUUUCCUUUUGUGUUAUAUGGCUAUAAUACAUUGAUAUAUGUGAAAAAAACUUCCAAAUCAGGUCAGAUUUUAGAACAUGCUAGGGCGCAGGGAACCUGCUCUUUUGGAGAGGCCAUUUCCUUUCUCAUCUUGCUUCUCACCUAUAGAGGGAGAGUCUUGGGCAGUGACUUCCCCUGUGGGUCUCCCCAGGAGGGCUAUGGAAGGGACCACCCUGCUCCAACAAUGUGGAAGUCACCAAGACAGAACCUUGAGAGGCACCUGAUGGUUUUUUUUUUCUUAUUAUUUUUCCCAUUAAAAAGAACACAUAGAUAUUGUAGACAAUUAGGCUUCACAGAGAUGUAGAAAGGACAGAAACAGCCCUCCCUUCCUGAAGCAGUUGCUCCACACAUCUCUGGGUAUUUUCCAACUCUAGAUUUUCUAGUUUUAUUUCCCUUGAACAUUUUUACAUAGUAUCAUCG
This is a messenger RNA of Chinchilla lanigera (long-tailed chinchilla), 4310 nucleotides long. It is a transcript of the gene Trpm8, whose product is annotated as transient receptor potential cation channel, subfamily M, member 8. The record is from RefSeq and is a predicted model, not a curated record. Gene Ontology annotation, cellular component: membrane. The transcript is spliced from 25 exons. NCBI's taxonomy places the organism in Eukaryota, Metazoa, Chordata, Mammalia, Rodentia, Chinchillidae. The coding region runs from base 86 to 3400 and encodes 1104 amino acids. Gene Ontology annotation, biological process: calcium ion transmembrane transport. Gene Ontology annotation, molecular function: ligand-gated calcium channel activity.